GUCAAUAAUUUCCCUAGCAACUUAGCAACUAAUAGUAAGGACUUAGUUGUUCGGAUAUUAUUUCCAAUAAUCAUCCAGCAUUUGGUCUUAUUAAUACAGAAGACAUUUUAAAAAAUAGACUAAACAAAUGGCAAAGAUAUCCAUGUUUCCAUUAUAGAUUUAAAUUCAUUUAAUACCAAAUGAUUUGUGAAAUUCAAUUUCAAUCAAAACCUUUCACCUCCCUAAAUCUAAAAUUUGCAUGCAUUUUUAGUUCAUUGAAAUUUAAUUUUUGUCUCUUUAAAUAAAUUAAAUUUUAAAUAAAAACUAAGUUAGUAUUAGUAGGCUUAGUUACUAAUAAUACUUUUUAUCAGGCAGCUAGGCUAUUAUAAAUUAUAUAGUUAAUUAAUUAAUUAAUUUGGUUUUGUCAUUUUCUCGACAUACUAGUGACAUACUAUAGACUAUAGACUAUAGUAAUAAAAAGUAGGCCUAUAUACAAAUAAAAUAUAGUUAAUUAAUUAAUUUAUUUGUCUUUUUAAAAUCAGAUGGGAAAACCAGGCUGCUGUUAAUUUGGAUCAUUAGAAAAUCCAUUUACGCCUAUUACUUAUUGUGGUUACAUAAUCAGAAUAAUCUCCUGAUUACCAUCCACAUGUAAAGUAAGUAGUUUAAAGUAGGCACGAAAAAGAAGGUGACUCCAAAAUACGACUUGAAACUGUCUUCAUUGAGUUCCAUUUAAGUUUCAAAUGUCAAGUUUAACAGCUCAUAUUUAUUGAAAAAAAUAAAUGAAGUAGUCUAAUUAGUUUAAUAUUUGUAGCAUAUAAUUUUAAUACAGUGGUACUCAAAAUGGGCAUUACCAUACCCUGGGCAGUAGGCCAGUAGCAUUGUCCAGGAGGGUAUUAAAAGCUUUGGGAGAUUUUACAGGACACUGGCUAAAUUUAUCAGGGAUUUCAAUAAAAAUAGAUUUGCAGUUAUUUGAAAAGAUAUAAAUCUUUUUAAAACAAAAUCUGUAUUCCUUACUCUGGUUUUAAAAUUGUCUCAUAUCGAGCACAAUAUUAGACUUUUCUUCUUUUACUAACAUACCAAAACCAUCAUUCUAAGCGAGUAGGGAAAGGGAGAUGCCAUAGCACCCAAGUAUUUUGCUAUGUGUAGUCGAAAAACUAUGUGUAUUCAGAGCAAACUUGAGGAUUUUCUUUUGAAUGAAGUUAUAGCAUAAGUAAAUAAUUGCUACAUUAAUCAGCUUAUUUUAUCAAAGCCAUAAUAUUAAAAAAUUGCAUUUGAAAUUUGAUUAAAAUCAAUGUUUAACUUCGAAAUUAACUUUUUCAAUUAUCUUUCAUAGAACGCCUGCAAUGGGAUAAAUUAUGGGAAAAGGAGGGAGGGGGGAAGCUCAGGAUGAAUAUUUGUCCUAAUGUGGCCAGGGCCAGUGUCAUGAACAAUUUUGGGAACCACUGUAAUAUAUAUUUAGCAUUACAAACAUUUAUCUCUACAGAUCAAAUGAAUAAAAUUAAAACAUAAGGACUCUUGUAGACUAGACCAGUCAAAUAUAAUUUAGCUUUUUAUUUUACUAAACAUAAUUUUUUACAGGUGUACAUGACAACUUUGGAAAUGCCUUCUUCACAAGAACAGCAGUAUCAAAGCUCUAUUCAUCAACCUAAGGAAUAUGGCAAACUCCCCAAAUAUGGUCCACAAGUAUACAACAAACCAGAGAAAGUGGAUGAUAUGUAUUGUCUCUUAGGAACUGGAUUUAAUGAUACAGUAAGUGUUUUUUUCUGAUUAUUUUAUAUAUCAUAUUUCUGUCAUAUGAUUUUUUUCCCUACAAGAAAAUGUUCCACAUAGAUGAGUCUGCACAUGAAUAUUCUCCACAUAUUUUCUAUUUGCUUCAAGUGCAUCAGAAAAAAAAAAAAAAAAGGGGGGGGGGGUAUACAACUCAAAUAAAAAUUAAUUCCCACGCACACUUCAUUGAAAUACACUUUUUUAAAUUUAAAAUAGUGGAACUUCUAUGAUAUUUGAACUAUAUGUUUUGUGUGGAAUUUUCUUGUAGUGGUAAGUAAUAAUUCAUUCACCGAUAUUUUAUAGUAAGAGACAAUCAUUGCCUACUGAUCACUGAUGGUACAGUGGCUGUUAUAAUUUUUAAAAUUCCAUGAAAUAGCACAACUAUUGGGUUCUUAUUCAUUUACUUAAAUUAUUGUCAAUAUUUCCUUAAAUUAAACUAGUCAAGAAUUUUUUUUGAGAUUGCCAUAAAUUUCAUCUGUUUCUAUAAUUUUCCAUGUUAAAAUGUGUUUGAAUGAAUGUUGACUGCAUAGGCACAUAUUAAAUCCGAUAUUAAAUCUGAUUUUAUUUUAUUUCCAGGCAGACAUACAAAAACGAAUUCAAAAAGUUCUUGGUCCCUUGUCUUUAUUUGCACCAUUCAGUAAUGAAGAUGGUGAGUUUUGGGAAUUAUUUUGUCUUUCUUUUAUACUAACGGUAAUUAAUGCAUUUGUUUACUGACUAAAAUAAUUGAUUUUUAUAGUUGACUGAUCCAUCCAUUUAUCUAUUCCACAGUGCCAGUUGUCCCUUCUUUAGAACUAGAGAGACCUGUAACACCUAUAGAUGUAAGGGGAAAACUUCUAGUUCCAUAUUCUAAAUAACACGUAACUUUUCACAACUAAAUAUUCUUCCAAAAUUUUUGCUAUUUAACACAAAUAAAUCAGUAGCUGAUGAGAGAUCCUGUUUUUUUCUUACAAUAAAUCAUGGAUUUUUCUCAUUUAAGGAGGAAAUAAAAAUUCUGCCAUCUACAAUGGAUAAGAUGGCUUCUUAUGUUCGUAGAAGAAUUACCCCUAAAGCAGAUGUGCCAUACUUGUCCACAGAGGAUCAAAAGAAUCUGGUAUAUAGAAAUAGUUUCCUUAAGUUAUAAGAUAGUUAUUUGUUGAAAAUACUAAACUAAGAAUGUGAUUUAAUGUUUUCAAGUAAAGAUGUAAUUAUGAUCCAUAUUCUUUUACAAAUGAAAUUUAGAUUUACUAUAAGAUAAUUAAAAAGAUGAAGUUGUAUCUAUCAUUAAAAAUAUACAAAAUUUGAAUUCUCUUCAGUAGACAAUGAGCAAGUGAUACUAGUCUAGUUAUGAGCUGAACCAAAGUGUCUAUUAGAACCAACCUUAUUGACUGGUGGAUCCCUUUGUAGAAUCAAUUUCUAUGUGGGAGACACCAAGGCCUACAAUUAUGUGUGAGCCACCUGGGCCUACACAGUGUGUUAGCCACCUAGGCCUACAUUAUGUGUCAGCCACCUGGGCAAUGUGGGAGCCACCUAGGCCUACACUAUGUGGGAGCCACCUAGGCCUAAACCAUUUGUCAUUUGGGAGCCGCCUAGACCUAUGCCUACACUAAGUGGGAUUCACCUAGUCUACCAACCUACCUUCCUACCAACCUACCAACCUGUCUAAGUCUAUGUGACAUUUUUAUACGUUUUUGUUUUUCUUUUUUUGUUGUACAUAGGCUGCGAUUAUUGUAGGGGAGGUAAAUGCUAUCUGGCCUGACAUCCGACAUCAGAUUGAUGACCCCUUUUUGGUAAUUUAAAACAAUUUAUUUUAAUAUAAAUAAUAAUAAUCAUUGUUACUGACUUUCUUCGUGUCUUUGAAUUUUAUAUAUUCACCAUCAUCCCCCCUUCACUAUCAUUUGAUUUCCACUAUGACCGUCAUUGGAGGUGCGUGCCCCCUACCCCCCACUUUUUUUUGUUCAUCUUACCCUACCCUUGAGUCUACCCUGCUCUUACUUCUUACUUUAUGUUUCACACCUUCAUCAAAUUUGUACUUUUACUGUCAGAGUCCAGAGGACAACAAGGAGUUAAACAGACGUAUCGCUGUGCACAUUGUCACAGUCUGUCAACAGAUCUUCAGUCAUUAUCUUUCUAAAGCUCAAGGCAAGUAUCACAUUGUCACAGUCUGACAAGUAUUUAAAUUUAAAAUUGUUAAAAAUCCAUUUCCUUUAACACUUUAAAUUUGCUGUUUUUUUGCCCGUUGACUUGACAAGGACCACAUUGACUACACUGGUUAUUCAAUGGCUGCUUAUGCUAUUUCUGUCUGUGAGAGCUCAGAUCUGUCUGUGGGAGCUUAGAUUUGCCUCUGGGAGCUUAGAUAUGUUGGUUGGAGCUCAGAUCUGUCUGUGGGAGCAUAGAUCUGUGUGUGGGAGCUUAGAUGACUAAAUUUGUCAUUUUUUUCAAAUUAAAUCAUUUUGUGCCAUGGUUGCCAUGGGUGUCCAAAAAUAAAUAAUAAUUUGUGAUAUCAUUGAGAGCUCUCCUGUCAGUGAGGUAUUCUUUUGAACAAAAAAAAUUAUCUUGAUGCCAAGUUGGAUUAAUUAUAGGCUGUGGAUUUUAGGUGUAACAUAGUUUCAUGCCCAGAUAUCAGAAGUACUUAUUAGAUAAUGCAUGUAUGACUAGCUAUUAUACCUAUAGCUAUAUAGAUAUUGCAUGUGCACUAAACAUACAAAACAAUAAUUAAUGUGUAUUGGCUUUGACAGCCUUAUCAAAGUGAGAAAAAUAAGGGAAUUGAUUCUAUUAAAUCUCCCACUGCCGUAUUGAAGCCAAUUUAAUUCUAGUUUUUUAUAAUUUAUAGUACUGAAUAGCCGUGGUGUCUUCAGUGGACCAGCGAAUAUGAGUCGGCUUAAGGCACAACUUGCAUUGGAAACAAGUGAAUUGUAAGUUUUAACAUCAUUAGAGACAUGGCAAAUGUAUGUUUUAUUAUCAUUAGAGACAUGGAAACUGUAAGUUUUACCAAACAUGGAACAUAUCAUUGCAUUAUGCUCUGCUCAACAGCUGCACAAAAUAAAAUUCCCAAUAGCUGCACUAAAUGAAAAGUACAGCAAGUGCAUUUGGUGCGUAGUAUUUUUUUUUGUUUUAGGAAAUAGUCUCAAUUAAAAUAUGAUGUAAUAAAUCUGGAUGUUAAAGGGGGUGGGACAUUAAAACAGUAAAAAAGUGUGCUGUAGCAUUCCUGGGGAGGGGGGGGUGCAUCAUCCCUGGGGUGCUUUCAAAUUUUUGUAUUUUCCCUCAGAUAGACCAAGAUACACUACAGGAUGGGUGGAUGCAUUUUUAUGGGGAAAGCUAUAUCUCAAUUGAUUUAUAAAUAUAGAUAGUUUUAAAACUAAUGAAAUAAUGUUUUUAACCUUCUUCCCAAAACAUAUUCCUAGGGAAGGAAAGGAGGUGUGUACAUGUUUAUGUGGAUGACUAUGUCAUUAAAUCCUAUGAUAUUGCAGUAGGGAAAAACAGGUUUUAGAUUUCCUUUAAAAAUCCAUAAAUAUGUGUUAUGUAGGAAAAUACAGUUUAAAGGGCAUUGACACAUUGUGGGUACAUUUAUAUUAGUGUGUCCACCAUUGACACAUUGUGGGCACAUUUCCAUAAGUGUAUCCACCAUUGACACAUUGUGGGCACAUUUCCAUAAGUGUGUCCAUUGUUGACACAUUGUGGGCACAUUUCCAUAAGUGCACCCAUACCUCAAUGAAGUUGAGAAGUAGAAAAGAUUUUCUGAGAAACUAAGAACAUCAAGAUUUUUCCAUAGAUGCAGUUCAGGGGGAGGGGAUAAAGGGUGGGCACUUAUAUGAUCACAAUAUUUUUGUAAACAUCUUGUCAAAAUACAUUUUGAAGUGUGAAAAAAAGAGGGGGAACAUUUUUUAUGUGGAUAACAAUAUAUCAAAAGCCAAUUAUUUUACAGACGUAAGAAUUUAAUCUUUAAAAAUAGAUACUACAUAUUUUUCUUUCCCAAAUAUGCAUUUCAGGGACAUGUACAAAUAGGGCUAAAUUUUCUUUAAAAAUAAGAAUAAUUAUUUUUUUUACAUUUUGCACAAAAUUUAGUUUAGGUUCAUAGUAAGGGUGGGUAAAUUUUUAUGAGGUUAAGAAUAUUUCUAAAAAAGACAAGACUGUUACAGACUUGAUGAUUGGUUAAGAGAUUCUUCUAUAAAUAUAAGAAUUUAGUUCUUUUUCAAUUUUCCAAACAUAUAUUUCAGGAGUGAGGCUUAAGGGUUGGUAAAUUUUCAAUGAAGAUACCAAUAUAUCAAACUUCAUUUAUUUUACAUAUCUUUAAACUGGGUUAAUUUGUACAAUUUUCAGAAAUAUUAUUUUUUUAUAUUUCAGGGGCACAAAAGGGGUUGGGUAGGCCUAUAUUAUAUAGAAGAUACAAAUGUAUAAAAACCUAAUGCUGUUGAAUACAUUAAAAUUUAUACAUAGAUACAUCUUUAAUAUAAGGAAAGGAAAAUUCACCAUUUCCUAAAUAUAUAUUUUAAGAGCAUAGAAAAUUGUAUUUUUUUUUUUUUUUUUUGAGGAUACAAAAUAUCAAAUCCCGAUUCAAUUACACAGGUAAAAAUUGGGCUUUUAUAUGAUGAUAAUUCAUAACAGAAGGUAGAAAGUAGCGCAAUAUGGCUUCCAUUAUUACACAGUAACAUAUCUUAUCAUAUUAGAACAAAUUUCCAUCUCAUAUUUCAGACUCAACAUCUUGAAGAUCCGACGGUAUAUUGUGAAUGAUAUUAAAACUUCUAGUCCUAGUAGGACUGUGGAAAGAGAUGGUUCUGUCACUUUGUCACCACAAAAACCUGUUACAUCAGCAAAAAAACUGACCUAUCAGGCAAUGGUACAUGACAAAGCAGUUUUGUAUAGAUGUUGUCAUAAAGUUUUGCGUAAUUAAAACUCAUUCAAAUGACAUAUGUUACAUUGGUAUGACUUAUCAAUUUCAUCUAGAUGUCAUCCCUUUUAGCCCAUAAGACUUUUUAAAAGUGUCCAAAUUAUGUGACACCAUUUUCAGUUAGUUAAUUUCCUUAAAUGAACAGUAAAGGUCACAAGUAAAUGUGACAGGUAAAGGCCGCAAGUAAAGUUGACAUGUAAAUGUGACAGGUAAAUGUGACAGGUAAAGGUGACAGUUAAAUGUGACAGGUAAUGGUGACAAGUAAAGGUGACAGGUAAAGGCAACAAGUAAAAGUGAAAAGUAAAGGUGACAGAUAAAGGUGACAGGUAAAGGUGACAGUUAAAGGUUUAUUAAUUCUUUCUGUUGUUCUUUCCUUUAAUCUGUAGUAAAUCCUUGAUAUUGUUGAUUAUUGACAUUGUUGAUCUUGUGAAUAUCGUUGAUAUGAUUUGAUGUUGUCACAGUUGGAGAUGAGUCGGCCCAAGUCUAGACAUCAAUUUCCUGGACUCAACUCUGUGGAUCAAGCACUAAAAGAAGUAAAUAUAACAGUAUCUUGUUUAGUUAUCCAAUCCACUGGAUUUAUUGUCAGAACUCACUGCAUAAAACAUGAUAAAUAUUUUAAAAAAGUAAAUUUUUAUCUGUUGUCAUAUUAAAGUUAUAUCAUUUUGACAUGUUGUCACAUUAACAUUUUAAUAUUAUGACAUGUCUAAAACACAUUACUUCUACAGUGGGGAUCAUAACCUAACAUUAUCAAUGCUUAUCUUAAAUUCAUGUUAUCUUAACUUUUCCCUUAUGUAAAAUGUUCCUGAGAAGUUCCCUGAUGUAAAUGGUUGGUCAAAAGUUCUCUGAUGUAAACGGUUGCUAAGUUCCCUCAUGUAAAUUGUUCCUAAGUACCCUGGUGUAAACGGUUUUAUUUUGCAAAUCAUUCCUCCAGAUGAAGGAGAGUAUGCCUGUUUUGGACAAGAGUCACUUGAUGAAUCUUAUUGCAGAACUCCCAGAGAGGGACUUGCACACACCUGAAGAACAAGGUUCGUAGGCAAAGGUCAAAGGUCAUUGUCUAAGCUGUUCUUUGGAAGAAGUGGAUGAUAGGGUUCAGGGAGUGAGGGGGCUUGCUAUGAGGCUAAGUAAAAGGAAAUAAAAAGCGCAAUGAAGGGGAAAAUCUGGGAAAAAAAAAAACCAUGGACUUGUCGUUAAAAAGCCUUUUCAGAGAAAAUAAAUAAGUGAACAACAAAAUAAACUAAUAAUAACUUAUCUGAUGCUGUGGUGUGUUAAGAAAAAUAUGGGAAAAGGUCACGUUCAAUGGUUUUUCCCUCUUUUCCAGAUUUUCCCAUACCUUGCGCUACUUAUUUUCCCUACCUUGUGCUACUUAUCUCCACUAUCUUGUGCUACUUAUCUCCACUGCCUUGUGCUACUUAUUUUCCCUACCUCCUGCUACUUAUCUCCACUACCUUGUGCUACUUAUUUCCUUGAAAGUGGAAACUAUGGGGAGAAAAGAGAGAAUUAAAAUUAUAAAAGAGUUUAAACCAUCAAAUGUUAGCAUAAGGUCACUCACCAAUUCAUUAUUUUACCUUCCAGGAGUUUCCACACGGACAUUUCAUGGCUCCAAAGUCAGUUCACUACUUUUUGGGUGAGAUAUUAUUAUUUUAUUCACCAUACAAAGUAAUAAUUAUUCAUAAAUAUUUUGCUAUACUCAAAUUCAAUGGUCAUUUUUUUUUUUAAAUUUAAAAACAUUAUCUACAUGUUUGUAAUGUAAAAAAUUAUCGACAUGUUUGUAUAAUUGAUUGUUUGUAUAAUUUACUUUUUGUGUAGUUAAUUGUUUGUAUGACUUAUUGUUUGUGUAGUUGACUGUCUUUAUGACCUGAUUGUUUGCUUUAAAUGUAGGGUCUCAAAAGAAGAUGUGUCAAAGAAAAAGAUAAUUUACAGAGUGAGUAAAAUUAUGUUUUUAAUUUAAUAUUUUUAAUGUUCAUAUUUCUUCAUGUUCAUAUAUAUUCUUAGCACUAAUUUGUUUCAUUUUAUAGCAUGAAUAGUUAGAAAUCAAAGUUUUACGAAUUUGCAUUCUUUGUUAUACAAUUUUUUCAUCUAUAAAAUUAUCUUUUUUCUGGAUUACAUUUUUUGGGGUGUUUUUUUAAAUAUUUUGUAUUAUUUAUAUUUUUAAUUAUUUUUAUUUUUUAAAUGAAUCCUUUUUGCAAUUUUUCUUUUAUUAGCAAAUUAUUUGUUAGAAAUCCAUGUUACGCUAGCUAGAUUUUUCAACAGGCAUUUCCUAUCUGCCAUCUUUUUUUUUAUUAGAUUUCUUUUGUUUUCAAAUAUUUACCCAAAUGGCAUAAUAAUUAUACAGUUUAAGAAAAAUGUUUACAUCUCAAAUAAUUACUUUUUGGAGAGUGAAACAAAAUCACUGAUCAGAUAAUUAAUUUUUUGAGAGUGAAACAAAAUCACUGAUCAGAUAAUUAAUUUUUUGAGAGUGAAACAAAAUCACUGAUUGAAUAAUAACUUUUUGGAUGAUGAAACAAAUCACUGAUUAAAUAAUUACUUUUGGAGAGUGAAACAAAAUCACUGAUUAGAUAAUUACUUUUUGGAGAGUGAAACAAAAUCACUGAUCAGAUAAUUAAUUUUUUGAGAGUGAAACAAAAUCACUGAUUGAAUAAUAACUUUUUGGAGUAUGAAACAAAUCACUGAUUAAAUAAUUACUAUUGGAGAGUGAAACAAAAUCACUGAUUAAAUAACCUCCCAUUUCACACAUGAAGUUGAGAAAUAUUUCAUACUGUUGUACUUACAUUUAAAGGAUGACAAGAAAUUAUUGGAUAAUAAACCAUUAAUGGUUGUAGAAAUAAAAACUAUGCAGGUAAGUGUACAAUGAUAUGCUGCUUUUUCAAGGUUUCUCUUUGUGUGAUGACACUUAAUGAUGUGAAGAAUCAAGCUAACAAAUAUUUAGCUUGGUCUUUUAAGCAAGCUACAUAACAAUUAUUGAGUUUGGUUACAAUAAGCAAGCUACUUAAAAUUAUAACAAUUACUUAGUUUGUUUACAAAGCAAUUUACAUAAAAAUAUAACAAUUAUUGAGUUUGGUUUCAUUAAGAAAGUUACAUACCAAUAUAACAAUUAUUGAGUUUGGUUAAGUCCCAUAAAAAUAUUUUUUUCACUCAUUUUAUUACAUACUUAUUUAAAAAAAAAAGAUUUUGCUUCUUUAUUGAUGUGUUAUAUUUCCCUAAAUUUAUCCUCUAUUUUAUCUUCACGGAUUGAAUUAUAAUCUUUAUCCAGAAAUUUAUAUGACAGAAAAUUAUUUGCUGGAAAUUUCAUCAAAGAACCCCUCAAUGUUUUUAUUUAUAAAUACAAUUAUAUUUUCUGCUGUGCCGAGUUUUAAGUAAUAUAUAUAUAUAAAAUUAUAUAUAUGAUAAUUUAUAAUAAAUAUGCACAUUGAAAAAAAAUAUUUAUAAUUUAGCAACAUGUCAGUACUUUGCAUUUGAUCUAAAAUAUUAUAGAAUACAACAUUACCUAAUGCAAAACACUUCUUUUUUUUAUUUUAGCGAUGCCAUUCUCAACCCCUACUUUUUCUAGGAGAAAGUCUGAUGGAAGAGCUGGGUAUAGACAUAAGUGUGAGGCAAGAUAAACUGAUUGAACAAGAGCUGGCAUAUCUGCAGAGAGAAAGACUGAACAAUGCCAAAGUAAGUUCUGUUAUAUUUCAGAACUUAAAGUUAUCUACUAAUGGGUCGCUAUUAAAUGGGGAUGAAAGGUUGUAUACAAAAAUUCACUGGAACUAGGAAUAUUUAAAUUUUUGUAAUUUCAAGCAAACUAGCUUAUUUUCAUGAGUCUGUUGAGACUAAUUCUGAAAUGCAGUGGCUUGUGGCAAUAGUACAGCUGGGGUUAAAUGAUGGGCAACAAAAAGGCUACUUUUGUUUGAAUUUACUGUGUUUUAAUUUACAUAUGAUAAAAUUGAUAUAGACAUCAUAUGAGAUUGUGUUUCAUUCCACUUUGAAGUCAAGUAGGAAGGGUUUUUUGUAAUGCUGUAUAUUUUUUCCAAAAAAUAAGAUUGUCAAAAUCACAAUAAAGAAUAAAUAAGAACCGUUUGGUACUUGAAUAUUUAGUAAGAUAUACUCAUAUAUCUAUUAUUAAGUAUAAUGGCAAUGGUGACCAUCAUUUACCCUACUAGAGUUUUAUUUAAGAUUUUCGUCUAGUUUGAUCAAAAUAAUAAUUAAUUAUGAUCUGAUGAAUUUACUGAAGUGUUUGUCCUUUAUAAAAAUAAAUACUUGGAUACAAAUUGAACACACAUACUUAUAUUUUAUUUAAAUAACAGGAGGGCAGGUUGAACAAUUUUGGAGUCUGAAAAUAAAUACUUUUUUUUUACUUAGAAAAACUUUGUAAAGAAAGUUUUGUGAGCUAUACACAAUAUUACGAUGUGUUGAUUAUCAGGUAAAACUAAACUCACAAAUAACCAGCCAACUUGGCAGCAGUCUCAGUCGAGAUUUCAUUGAAGAUGACCUGAACAAACUGACACAACAGCAGCAGGAUCAACUGCCAGAUGAGGAUGAUGACUUACCUCCUUUGAUUCAAGUAAGAAUUUUGAAAUAAAUAUAGAAACUGAUAAUGUACAGAAAUUUAAAAGUAGAAGCAUGAAAACUGCUAAUAUUUUAAAAGUUACCUGUUUUACAAUUAUUUGUUUACAUAACAAUUUUCAAAAAGAGGAUAAAGGAAAUAAAAUAUUUAUUAUGUUAAAAAAACUGUGCAACAAUGAUCAAUUUUAAAAAAACUGUCUAACAAUCAUAUCUUAUUUAAGUUAGUUUCAUAAACUUUAUUGCUAUGAAUUGAAUGUUUUGAGAUUAAAAAAUCUUUAAUUUUUUAAUAAUUUAUAUUAUACCUUACUUAAAAAGUUAUGGCAUUAAAAGCAUUUGAGGUUGAAUGCACUGACAGAAGAUUCAUGGGUUAACAAAAGAUUCAUGGGUUAGCAUUACAUUGAUAUGGAAAAUGUUACUGCCAGCGCUUGAACUUUAUUGAGAGAUGAUUUUUUUUUCUAAAACGUAGGCCAUAACUCGACAUGCCAAACAUGAUGAUUUGAAGAUCAGGAUGGACACACAGAUGAAAGAACUGGAAGACAGGCAGAAACUGAGAGAAGAACAAGAAUGGUAAUAUCUCUAUUUCUACUGGAAGAUUAAUUGUUCACAAUAGUUUGCAUUCACUUUACUGUUACCCAUGAAUAUUCACAAUAGUUUUUAUUGAUCUUACAUCUUGUUAUCAUGUUAACAUAAUGAGUCUGCAAAAAUAUUCACUACUUAACUAGUAUGCCAGAUUUUUCUCUAUUCACAGUGUUUAAAUAUUUCACAAUUCAUGUAAUUCAGUGUUCCCAGUUUUAGCAUACUUUACUAUUCACAUAACAUAUUUCACUAUUCACGCACAUGAACCUAUUUCACUCUUCACAGUGUAUAUGUUCGAGACCCAACUUACCCACAACCAGACACAGUGAACGCACGCUUUGGGACAGCUGUAAGCUCACUGCUUCUUUUAUGUUAAACAUUUGCUUAGUAAUUACCUAUUUCAACAGCUUCAUCUGUCAACUUCAUUAUCACUUGGCCUUUUUGUACCUCACUUCUGCAUCUUAGAAACAUAACACCCGUUAUAAGUUAAAUAUCAACAAUAAAAAAUUUCAAUACAAAAAAAAACCAGAAGAUGCUUUACUAUAUGGCGGUAAACAACUUUUCUUUCCUGGCUGCAGAUUUUUGUUUUUGAUAUUCUGUGGCCCUGUGAGUAUACAGCUGUAAAACAUUUGGUUUUCUAAUGUUAUUUUAUUGACAACACCUUGCUGGUUCAGUGUUGCAAAUGUCUCUCUUGAUAUAGUUUCUUCAUUUAAGAAUUUAAAACUAUAUAUUACCACACAAAAGUUCACUUGUCAUAGUUAAAAAACUAUAUAUUAACACACAAAUAGUACUCACUUGUCAUAGUUAUAAAACGAUAUGUUACCAAACAUAUAUUUCAUCUGGAGGUGUAAUAAAAGAAUAAACAUUAUGUGCAUUUCAUUUCUUUGUAAUCCCUCAUUACAUUCAUUGAUGAUCAAUGGCCACACCAUCAACUAGAGAGAUAACAAUUAGAGGAAACGGACUAAACCACAUACAAGCUACUUCAUAUCUUUCUAUUCUUUCACAUACAAGCCACCUCAUCUCACUCUAUUUGAUCACAUACAAGCUACUUCAUCCUAUCACAUACAAGCUACUUCAUCUCAUUCUAUUCUAUCACAUACAAGCUAUGUUAUCUCAUUCUAUUCUACGACAAGCUACUUCAUCUCAUUCUAUUCUAUCACAUAUAAGCUGCUUCAUCUCAAUCUAUUCUAGAUGACUUGUUGUUGAUAUGUUUUUGUUCUCUAAAUAUUUCUUAGAUAUCACUGAGAUUUUUACAUAGAAGUCUUAAAGGAUAAUGUAGUAGAGACUGUGCUAUAAGCAGACUUACACAGUUUAAAGAAUAAUAUAGUAGAGACUGUGCUACAAGCAGACUUACACAGUUUAAAGAAUAAUAUAGUACAAAGUGCUUUCCAGCUGUGUCAAAGAUAUAUUAAUAAAAUUGUAUUGCUGAAUGGCUUCAUCUGUAAAAUUUAGCUGCAGUUGAAAAAAUUUUUUACCAACAUUUUAUUCCUACAUGUGGGCGAUUUAUAUUUAUUUAUUUAUUUAUGUAUCUCAUUUCUUUUGGGAAUCCUAUUUAAAAUAUCUGUAACCCAUAAAACUAUAGAUAUAAGUUAAUCUGAAUUUAAAUAGCUUGUUAACUUCUGGUCUGAACAGGGCAUAGUAAGGACCUCUGACAUACGGGUGUCUGAGAGAGUCUGUAUGUCAUCAAUCACCCUGAAGAAACAUGCAACGGUCUACAAUGACCUGCUGGAAGAGGUGAGAACAUUUGGUCCAUGUACUUGAAGUAACACAGGAAAAUAUGGAGUUAUGCAUCACUGAUUUCUAGUGCUAGAACAUGUAGUUAUGGCUGAUUACAUCUUGUUCUUUGCUAUUUCAAUACUAUUUAAUAUACUCUAAAAAAGUGCUGUCCAGGGUGGAUUCAAAUGGCCUAUCACAGCUCCUGUGAAGACUUUACAAAUGGGGUAAAAAAUAAUGCAUGUUAGCAUUGUUCAAGGUCUCGGGGGGUGGGGGGGUGGGGGGAAGGGGGGGGGGCUCUAUUCAAGUGACUUGAAAUUUAGGAGUAGUUAAUGUUCUGCACAUCAGCAGAGUUACUGUUCUUUGAUUGUGGAAAUGUCUCAGUAAACAAGGGUUUAAAAGUUGGUUCAUUUCAAUUUUUGUGCAGAUAAAUGGGGGGGGGGGGGGGGGGGGGGGGGGGGGGGGGGGGCUCUAUUCAAGUGACUUGAAAUUUAGGAGUAGUUAAUGUUCUGCACAUCAGCAGAGUUACUGUUCUUUGAUUGUGGAAAUGUCUCAGUAAACAAGGGUUUAAAAGUUGGUUCACUUCAAUUUUUGUGCAGAUAAAGAAAAUGUACAUGCAGUAGUGAGUCAUUUUUCAGAACUGAUUUUGCCGGGGAUGUUUCCUGGUGUUUGUAAGCAAAUGAGCCAUGCCAAUGAGCCAUGCCAAUGAGCCAUGCCAAUGAACCAUGCCAAUGAUACAUGCCAAUGAUACAUGCCAAUGAUACAUGCCAAUGAUACAUGCCAAUGAGCCAUGCCAAUGAUACAUGCCAAUGAGCCAUGCCAAUGAUACAUGCCAAUGAUACAUGCCAAUGAUACAUGCCAAUGAGCCAUGCCAAGGAGCCAUGCCAAGGAGCCAUGCCAAUGAGUCAUGCCUAUGAGCCAUGCCAAUGAGCCAUGCCAAUGAGCCAUGCCAAUGAGCCGAGCCAAUGAUACACAUUAUGCUCAUUGCAAAUGAUAAUACUUUUUUAGCUAUACAAACAGAAAAACAGAUAAAAUAACUAUGCACAUCUUUUUCAUAAAAAUUAUUCAACAUUCAAAUUGAUGUUAGCAGUUAUUCAACAUUCAAAUUGAUGUUAACAGUUAUUCAACAUUCAAAUUGAUGUUAACAGUUAUUCAACAUUCAGAUUGAUGUUAACAAUUAUUCAACAUUCAGAUUGAUGUUAACAAUUAUUCAACAUUCAAAUUAUAUUAACAAUUAUUCAACAUUCAAAUUAUGUUAACAAUUAUUCAACAUUGAAAUUGUGUUAACAAUUAUUCAACAUUGAAAUUGUGUUAACAAUUAUUCAACAUUCAGAUUGAUGUUAACAAUUAUUCAACAUUCAGAUUGAUGUUAACAAUUAUUCAACAUUCAGAUUGAUGUUAACAAUUAUUCAACAUUCAGAUUGAUGUUAACAAUUAUUCAACAUUCAGAUUGAUGUUAACAAUUAUUCAACAUUCAGAUUGAUGCCUCAACUGUCAAAAACCUGGACAAGAAUCUUUUCCUUAGUUCUGAGAUACAAGAGGUGUAUGAGGAAAUUAUGAAGACAGUGCCAGCCUCACAUAUGGAACUAGAUGAUGUAUGUGAUACGUUUGAAUACAUUUCUAAGUUUUAAAAUAAGAUGAUUGUAUCUUUCAUGAAUUGCUGGGCCAGCAUCCAUUUAACUCAUUUAACUUGGUUUCUAAUAAUCCUUUUCAAUUGAUGAUAAAAAUUAACUACUUUCAAGAAAACUAAUGUAAAUAUAUUUAAAAAAAAAUAUUUUAAAGAUUUUUAGUUGCAUAAGAUAUAUAACGACCAAAUAAAUUUCUGCUGAUUAGAGUAAACUGACUUAUCUACUUGUUGUUUUCUCUUGUAUUUUCUUUUCACUUUACAGUUGAGUUACAAGGUAAUAAUACGUUCAGAAUUAUUAUCAUUAUUUUUUUCCUACUUUUUUCUCUGCAUUAUUUUUUUUUGUAUUUUUUGUAUUUGAAUUAUUAUAAAAAGACUUUGAAAAUAAAUAUUUUGCUUGUAAUAAGAAUUAAAUUAUAUUUUUCAUUACUAAUCUUUAUAGGUUUCAAUUAAACAAAUAUUUCUGCAAUUGCACUUUGGUUAUGAAGCUCAAAUUAUUGUUUUUUUCCUCACAAGUAUUUUUUGCAUCUUUCUUAGUUCAUUUCCAAAUUAUUGCUCUUAAAUUUUGCUCUAUGUAGUUUAGAUCAAAUCAAAUUUUGUACAACACAAAUAAAACUAACUUUAUACAAAACAAAUAAAACUAAAUUUCUGCAACACAAAUAAAACUAACUUUUUACAAAACAAAUAAAACUAAAUUUCUGCAACAGAAAUAAAACUUACUUUAUACAAAACAAAUAAAACUAACUUUCUGCAACACAAAUAAAACUAACUUUCUGCAACACAAAUAAAACUAACUUCUGCAACACAAAUUAAACUAACUUUAUACAAAACAAAUAAAACUAACUUUAUACAAAACAAAAAUAACUAACUUUAUAUAAAACAAAUAAAACUAACUUUCUGCAACACAAAUAAAACUUACUUUAUGUGAACACAAUGAUUUAGUUUUAUGCUGUAAUAAAAUGGUCGAGGGGAGAUCAUUGGUUUUUAAAUAUUUUUUGUGAAUGAACAGGUUACAAAUUAUUGAAUGAGAAUUUCUGGAAUUGAGGGGGAUUUUUUAUAUAAUAGGUGAAAUUCUCACCUGACUUUCUAAACACAACAAUCUCAAUCCAAAAAUAUGUUUCACUGCUUGAUAUUUUAUUUUAAAAAAAGACUUGCUAACAUUUUUACAAAAAUUGGGUUGUUUCACUAUAAUUAACACAAAAUAUUUAAUAUUUUUAAUGAUAUAAUUUGUGAGCUUUUCACCUUUAUAUGUUUGAGUCUUUAUAAAAUGCUUAAAUAAUUUCUUUGUUUUGUUCAUCUGCUUACAAUACAAAUUUGAUUGAUUUGUUUAUGUUAUUCCAUAACAGGAAUGACUUAAAUAUAGUUUAAACUUGUUAGAGUUGUUAAAAGUUGUGCUAACAAACUGCACUGGUUAGUUGUGUUAACUAACAAUGCUUGUUGGGUGCUGGGUAGCUGAGGGGUCUAAACUGACUCAAUCCAAAAAGCCUUAGAAGCAGAAACAUCCCAAGCACCCCGGGUGGAUGAGACUUGUUAGCCUUGGACGGCAACUCAUCUAAGAGAAGUCAAACAAGCUUGCUUGUUAGUUGUGUUAGCAAACUAUGCUGGUUAUUUGUGAUGACAAUUUAUGCUGGUUUGUUGUGUUAAAAUGCUAUGCUGGUUUUUUGUGUUAACAUGCUAUGCUGGUUUGUUGUGUUAACAUGCUAUGCUGGUUUUCUGUGAUAACAAACUAUCCUGGUUAGUAGUAUAAUGCUUUUUAAAAAAAAUUUAGGAUGUUGUAGAGCAAAAUCCUAUUAACUAUUAGCCACUUACCUGAACAACUGAAAUCAUACAAUAAAUACAAUAACAAAACAAAGUAAAAUAUAGAAACUUUGGAAUUGUUACGUAGAUUCAGAUUUUAUGAUAUAAAAAUAGAUGACAGAUGAAAAUGAUUAUAUCAAUAGAUGACAGAUGAAAAUGAUUAUAUCAAUAGAUGACAGAUGAAAAUGAUUAUAUCAAUAGAUGACAGAUGAUUAUGAUGAAAAAGUGAGAAUCAGUCAAAUCAUUAUUUUGAUCAUUCAGGAUCCAUUAGUGUUAAAUGCACCUGAUGUGAUUAACAUCACUGGAACAACGGCAUCAUGCACACUGUCAAGGAAGGUCAUAGACAGAGUGAUCAAUCCUACUUUCAGAAAUGGCAAUGGUCCUCCCUGGGGGGAUAAUGCUAUGAGGGAUUGGGCCAAGACGUAAGUCUCUUCUUUCAGCGAAAGUUCUUUGCUGACGGAGUUGUAUUUGUUUUGUUUUGUAGAGUUAAGUUUGUACCAAACCAUUUUAGUUCAUUACCCACAAUGCAAAUGUUUAUUUGUUGAUUUGAGUUAAUGAUAUCAUUAAUACAUAAAGAAGCAAAGUUUGUCAUGUGUAGAAUGACAGUGUAGAAAACUGUUAUAAAACAAAUAAUUUAGUUCAUGACACUGAUGCAAACACUCUGAUGGAAAUUUCACUAUUUUCAAACAUUUUCAUUUUUAGACCCACCAAUCCACCUAAGAACUUUCUAGGUGAAGAUCUAUUUGCUCCUAUAGUAAGUAUCUUUGACAGUGUUGUAUCUUUGCCCCUUAUAGUAAGUAUCUUUGCUCCUAUAGUAAGUAUCUUUGACAGUGUAGUAUCUUUGUCCCUGUAGUAAGUAUCUUUGCCCCUAUAGUAAGUUUCUUUUACCCUAUAGUGCGUAUACCCAGUUUGUUAUUGGUAAAACAAUUUGAGAACCACUGAUUGUUAAUAGCAUUAUGAAAUGUGAGAACAAUUUAACAUAUUACAUAGGAACAUAAUGUAUGCACUAUUAUGAACUAUUUAAACUAACGUGUGUAAAUUGAAUGUAAUGACUACAUUUCCAGGCACCAGACAUGCCUAAAGUUCACGAAACUAUCAACCACCCAAGUCAGACAACUCAAAUGAUUUUAUCAGCCGAUGGCAUUCCAAGUUAUGUUGCUGACAAGACAUCUUCAACAUAUGCAUCCUGGCUGCACUGGUGGAAGUCAACUGUGACCAGUGAUGACUACAUGAAAUAUUUGUCCACUCUGGUCAGCAUUAUUUCAUAAAUUCUAUAGUUUAUGUCUGUUACGCACUGGCUUCUCUUGUGAGAAAGUAAUCUCCUAUUUUAAAUUUAUGGCUCGUUCAAACAGUGCCUCACAAAGGACAAUACCAUAGAUAAAUACAAUAACAAAAUUACAACACCCAAAACAGUACCAAUCACAAUUAAUAAGAUUAAAUUUAGUAAUAAUACAAUUACAAAACAAAAGAAAUAUCAUUACAAAUCAUCAACUUACAGUAUGGUAGAUCUUGUACCGGUACCGUACACAGUCAACACAGUUAGUACAAUGUGCCAAUUAAUAAUGUAGGUAAACUCUUGUUGGAGUCUUCAGAACAUUCGGCUAGGGUAGAGGAAGUAAAACUCUGUGUAGAGUCGUGAAAACUUGCUGCACACAAGUCCUCGGUAAGAUGCCCUCUGGAGGUAGACCUCUUCUUGGAGCAAAAGGAUCUUGGCGACAAGCUCAUAAAACUCGCAGUCGAAGCAGGAACUUGGCUGGAGUUGGUAAAACUAGCCUUAUUGUUCAUAAAGGAACUCUUUGAUGAGUUGUGACAAACAUCUUUGAAGUUUGUAUGGACAUCUGGAGAGCAAAAACUCUUGAAUUUUGAAAAUGUGUUUCCAGAUGUAUGAUGUCUGCUAGGGAUCUAAUUUGGGUCAAGCAAAGUUCAAGCACAGGAAAAUAGUUUACUACAUGACAAUAUCUUAAAUCCAGUGACCAGAAGGACAUGUGUUUUGUUCAUGAACAUUUUCUUACUUGUAACGCUGAACAUGAACAAUUUCUUUCUAUUUAACCUGAACUAUUUCUUUCUACUUCUACUUAACCUGAACAAUUUCUUUCUACUUCUACUUAACCUGAACUAUUUCUUUCUACUUCUACUUAACCUGAACAAUUUCUUUCUACUUCUACUAAACCUGAACAAUUUCUUUCUACUAAACCUGAACAUAAACAAUUUCUUUCUUCUAACCCUAAACAUAAACGAAGUCUUACUUCUAACAUGAAACAUAUGACAUGAUUAUUUUUUUUGAUUUUGUCACAAACCAAAAAUUAAUUGAUUUAUAUGAUUUGGAAUAUGUUUGUCUAAAGUACUAGUGAAUAGAAUUCUGAUAGUUUAUCUUUUUUAGUGAAGAGCCAUUUUAUAAAUGAUAUAUGCUAGGAAAAUAUUUAGUAAGUUCCAUGCAGCAUGGAUUGUUUAAGAGGCUUUUAUAGAUGGGUAAAAAAAGUUUAAUAAUGAAAAGAGCUGGAUUUAUUCCUUCAAAGAGCCAAAUAAUGCUCGUUGAGGUUAAAUUGACAAGAGGGGCAAAUUGUUAAGAUGACCAAAUGAAGUUAGCUUCAUAGACUAAACAAAGUAGGUCACUACUAACAAACCAAAGUAGGUCACUACUGACAAACCAAAGUAGGUCACUACUGACAAAACAAGGUAGGUUACCACUGAAAAUACAAAGUAGGUCACUACUGACAUGCCAAAGUAGGUCACUACUGACAAAACAAUGUAUGUUACCACUGACAAAACAAAGUAGGUUACCACUGACAAACAAAGUAGGUUACCACUGAAAAAACAAAGUAGGGUACGCAUAUUAAAAGAAUUAACUUUAUUUUUAAGCAAUAACAUGAAAUAAAAUCUAUAGAAACAGAUAUUGCAUGAAAUAGUUGGUGAAUAAUAAUAAUAUGAAACAAAAAUAAGAAAACUAUUUUUACACUUAAAUACAAAAGACAUUAGAACUAACAUAGCAUGAGAUAAAAGUUACUUAACUAUUGUACAAAGUGUCCUUAAUUAAUUUUGGAAAUUUUAAGGGAAAGACUAAAAGGCUAAAUUAUGACAUAGUCAAAAUGAUUGAUCCAAACAUUGACAUCUUUUGAGAACUAUUGCCAAGGAAAACAAUGUUGUCCUCCUCUAGGAAACUGAUUACAUGGGAGCAAUAUUUCAUUUCUACGACUCUGAAGAUGAAACUGAAUCAGAUGAAGAACAGGUCACCUACAAGAUGCGCAGGUCAAAGAAAACCUUGUCCAGUGGGAAAACGAAAGUUUCUCCAGAACAAAAGUGAAUUUCUUUUAUUAAACGAAUCAUUAAAAUUAUAUCAUUCAUUUUUAAACAUUUAUUUAUCCAUAGUAUAAUUAUAUAUAUAUGUAAGAAAGGAGAUUUUUUUUAAAUGCAUGGUCUCCAGAUGUGUUAGGAGUGAAACUUCUUUAAAGGAAGUGCAUAAAAGAGCAAAUAGUAACACCAGUAAAUAAUAGAUUAUAACAGUUCCAUUUCAUUCAAUUAAAUCUGACCUUGACCUUGUUGACCUCUUUAUACACACUGUAUGUUCUGUAAAAAUCUGUAUCUGACAAAGUAAAAAUUGCUCAUAUCAGUUUCUGCUCAUGUCAGUCUCUGCACAUAUCAGUCUCAGCUCAUGUCAGUCUCUGCUCAUGUCAGUCUUUGCUCAUGUCAGUCUGUGCUCAUGUCAGUUGAAACGAUGGGAACCAAUUUAUAAUUUAGAAAAUACUAUUUUUAUUAAUAUUUCAUUACAUUAGAAAACAAUUUUUUUUCAUAACUGCAAUAGAUGGAUAAAGAGCAUUUAAUUUGUGUUUAAUAAAGUCUAAAGACAGUAAUGAAAUCCAUUUCAGACAAAAACUAAAAAAGUUGGAAGAAUUGAAAUCAGUCAAGUCUGAGUAUAAGGCAGGAUUCUGGAAUCCAAACUCUGUUUUGAUGGGUGGCCUUGGUCAAGAUCCAGAUUUGACAGGUGAGUUUUUGUUUUCCCUUAAAAUUAUCAUUAGACCAGAAUGUAAUAUUUUAAAGAUAUUCCUUUAAAAUUAGUUUUUCUACAACAAAAGAAGUUCAUUGAGCAAUUGAAUCAAAUGUUAUACUAUAACUCAACAAUUGAAUCAAAUGUUAUACUAUAAUUCAACAAUUGAAUCAAAUGUUAUACUAUAAUUCAACAAUUGAAUCAAAUGUUAUACUAUAAUUCAACAAUUGAAUCAAAUGUUAUACUAUAAUUCAACAAUUGAAUCAAAUGUUAUUCUAUAAUUCAACAAUUGAAUCAAAUGUUAUACUAUAAUUCAACAAUUGAAUCAAAUGUUAUACUAUAAUUCAACAAUUGAAUCAAAUGUUAUACUAUAAUUCAACAAUUGAAUCAAAUGUUAUGCUAUAAUUCAACAAUUGAAUCCAAUGUUAUUCUAUAAUUCAACAAUUGAAUCAAAUGUUAUACUAUAAUUCAACAAUUGAAUCAAAUGUUAUACUAUAAUUCAACAAUCAAAUCAAAUUUUUUAAUGCUAUAAACCCAUCACAGAAUCAAUUUUUUGUUAUGCUAUAAACCAAUAACAGAAUUAAUUUUUGUUAUACUCUAAACUAACAAUUGAAUUAAUUUUGGUUAAGCUAUAAGCCAACAAUUAAAUCCUUUUUUUAAUGCUGUAAUGUAUAAACCACCAAUUUGUUUUGACAGAGGAAGCCAUGGAAAGAGGAGCAAAGAAAUCUGUCCAUAGUGAUACCUUACUAACAAUUCCAGAUAGAGGAAGCCAUUUCAGACCAUUGUCAGAGAAAAGGUAACUCCAUGUGAUGUAUAUAGAAAGCAUAUGCUUUAAACAUCCAUUGUGAGUCAGCUAUCAAAACAUCCAUUGUAAGUCAGGUAUCAAAACAUCCUUUGUGAGUCAGCUAUCAAAACAUCCAUUGUAAGUCAGCUAUCAAAACAUCCAUUGUGCAUCAGCUAUCAAAACAUCCAUUGUAAGUCAGGUAUCAAAACAACUAUUGUGUGUCAGCUAUCAAAAAUCCAUUGUAAGUCAGCUAUCAAAACAUCCAUUGUAAGUCAGCUAUCAAAACAUCCAUUGUGAGUCAGCUAUCAAAACAUCCAUUGUAAGUCAGGUAUCAAAACAUCCAUUGUGCGUCAGCUAUCAAAACAUCCAUUGUGAGUCAGCUAUCAAAACAUCCAUUGUGAGUCAACUAUCAAAACAUCCAUUGUAAGUCAGCUAUCAAAACAUCCAUUGUAAGUCAGCUAUCAAAACAUCCAUUGUGAGUCAGCUAUCAAAACAUCCAUUGUGCAUCAGCUAUCAAAACAUCCAUUGUAAGUCAGGUAUCAAAACAUCCAUUGUGUGUCAGCUAUCAAAACAUCCAUUGUAAGUCAGCUAUCAAAACAUCCAUUGUGAGUCAGCUAUCAAAACAUCCAUUGUAAGUCAGCUAUCAAAACAUCCAUUGUAAGUCAGCUAUCAAAACAACUAUUGUGUGUCAGCUAUCAAAAAUCCAUUGUAAGUCAGCUAUCAAAACAUCCAUUGUAAGUCAGCUAUCAAAACAUCCAUUGUAAGUCAACUAUCAAAACAUCCAUUGUGAGUCAGCUAUCAAAACAUCCAUUGUAAGUCAGCUAUCAAAACAUCCAUUGUAAGUCAGCUAUCAAAACAUUCAUUGUAAGUCAGCUAUCAAAACAUCCAUUGUAAGUCAGCUAUCAAAACAUCCAUCGUAAGUCAGCUAUCAAAAUCGUAAGUCAGCUAUCAAAACAUCCAUUGUGCAUCAGCUAUCAAAACAUCCAUUGUAAGUCAGCUAUCAAAACAUCCAUUGUAAGUCAGCUAUCAAAACAUCCAUUGUAAGUAUGCUAUCUAAGUGUGAAUAUCUCAGUCUCUGAGACAUCUCCAUUUAUUAAUUCAAUAACUGUGUCUUUGAGACAUCUCCAUUUAUAAUUAAAUAACUCUAUAUUUGAGACAUCUCCAUUUAUUAAUUUUUAUUAAUUAAAUCACUCUGUCUUUGAGACAUCUCCAUUUAUCAAUUGAAUUACUCUAUCUUUGAGACAUCUUCAUUUAUUAAUUGAAUAAAUCUGUCUUUAACCCAUUUAUUAAUUGAAUAACUCUGUCUUUGAGACAUCUCCAUUUAUCAAUUGAAUUACUCUAUCUUUGAGACAUCUUCAUUUAUUAAUUGAAUAAAUCUGUCUUUAACCCAUUUAUUAAUUGAAUAACUCUGUCUUUGAGACAUCUCCAUUUAUCAAUUGAAUUACUCUAUCUUUGAGACAUCUUCAUUUAUUAAUUGAAUAAAUCUGUCUUUAACCCAUUUAUUAAUUGAAUAACUCUGUCUUUGAGACAUGUUCAUUUAUUAAUUGAAUAACUCUUUCUUUAAGAAUCUCCAUUUAUUAAUUGAAUGACUCUGUCUUUGAGAAUCUCCAUUUAUUAAUUGAAUGAAUUUAUAUCUUCCAGACAUCUAUAUUCACGUUUAUCUAAAGCCAAAGCUGACACUUCAGAGAAAGCAAGCUCCGAGGUUUGGCAUUUUUUACAUCAUGCCAUAUUAUAAAUAAGUUUACAUUAUGCCAUAAUAUAAAUAAGUUUACAUUAUGCCAUAUUAUAACAAAGUUUACAUUAUGCCAUAUUAUAAAUAAGUUUACAUUUCCAUAUUAUAAAUAAGUUUACAUUAUGCUAUAAUUAUAAUAUGUUUUUUUAUUAUUUCAGCUUACGUAUGGCCCUAAUAGUUUGGUUUUUCUUUUACUUUGGCAUAAUAAUUAUUUCAAUGAUUUUAAAUGAACAAAAACGUACUUAAGACCAAGUAUUUAAACUGUUGUUCUAAAGUAAAUUUUCAUUCAAUUUCUGUUAUUAUCUAUUGUGCUCCAUCUUUAUCUCUAAUCCAAGCAGAGAGAAAUGCAAAAUCUAUUUAUGGCGAUGAAACAUUUUUUUUUCAUUCUAAAUAUCUCUAGGCCAAUAAUGAAGUGAAACAACAAGCAGACUCUCAAGACCGUCUAGAAAAUGUUUGGCAGAGACUUCAUGUUCCAGACUCUCAGAGACUUGAUAUGGCCAUCAAGUACAGCUGUAAUGAAUAUUUUAACAAGCUUUCUGAAGUGAGUUCAUUAUGACUUGAGUUAAAAACCAGUGUUACUAGGAUUGUAUAGUCCAGUGGUUCCCAAACUGUGCUCAGUGUGCACAGGUGACUCGUGGCUCUUGCAGGAAACUCCUAAACACUAUUAACUCGUAAGACUGAGGGUAGGCUUAAGUGGCUCCCCACUUAGAAGCUUGAUUCUAAAAAGGGCUCCAUGAUUAAAAAAUGCCAGGAACCAUUGGCUUAGUCAAUAGUGAAUGUUUCUUACUGUAUCAUUCGGUACAACAUUACUCAUAAAUAGAUAGGUAAAACAGAAGUAAUCAGAAGUAUUGGUAUUUAUGGAAGAACGUUAUAAAAUUUGAAAGUUAACUUUACUGUCUAUGCAGACUUCUGUGACAUCCUUAAUGUUAUGUAUCUAAUAUAUAUAAAUUAUCAGUCUUACUAAAUUAUCAUGAUGCAACUUCAAAAACAAAAGCUUUAUUUUACUCCACAUAAACGUAUCCAACAUUAAAAAUAGUUGUGAGCAGCUCAUUGGAUAAUAGUAAUUUAAAAUGUAUCAUUUCUUCAAGGCCAUCGAGGGUUGGGAAUUCGUGUCAGAUCUGAUCCUUCAGCGAGAGAAACUACUUAUCGACUUGGAAGAAUUUGAAAGACACGCUUUAGACCCUAAUCGAUUUUUCCAUAAAGGUGGGUAUCUAUUUAUUUUUUAUUUAAAAAGGUUUUUUAAAAAAAGAACUUGACAACACAACGUAGACAAACCAUAAUUUAUAAUAUAGAACAUAGAACAUUUUCAGGCAAGUUAUUAAUUUCAAUAAUCUAAGCUCACUGAUGAAAUAAACCAUUAAUUGUUGAACUUUUUUAUAACUCUGCAUGGAAAAAGUUUCUUUCAGUUUUUAGCUUUUUCAGAUAAUGUGACCUUGACUCAUCAAAGAUACUUUUUUUUUCUAAAGAUUCAAAGCAUGGAUAUAUUUAUGUAAGCGUUUAAAAAAAAUGUGUUUAUUGUUUUUUUGGCAGAUUCCAAGAAAAGCUCUAACAGACUGAAGGAGUCAAAACAUAGAGCCCAUCUCUAUAAGGUAUCUUCAUAUUUAUCACCUGUACCUUAUAGAGCCAGACUGUAGAUAUUAUGAAAUUUGAUUAUCUUAAAAGGAAAAACUUUAGUGUUUAUCUUUUCAAUUAUCUUAGUUACGAUUGUUCAUUACUUGAUGCCACAAAAAUCAGCAUUGUAAGGAAAUGUUUUAAUCAGCAUUGUAAGGAAGUGUUUUAAUCAGCAUUGUAAGGAAGUGUUUUAAUCAGCAUUGUAAGGAAGUGUUUUAAUCAGCAUUGUAAGGAAGUGUUUUUAUCAGCAUUGUAAGGAAGUGUUUUAAUCAGUAUUGUAAGGAAGUGUUUUAAUCAGCAUUGUAAGGAAGUGUUUUAAUCAGCAUUGUAAGGAAAUGUUUUAAUCAGCAUUGUAAGGAAGUGUUUUAAUCAGCAUUGUAAGGAAGUGUUUUAAUCAGCAUUGUAAGGAAGUGUUUUAAUCAGCAUUGUAAGGAAGUGUUUUAAUCAGCAUUGUAAGGAAGUGUUUUAAUCAGCAUUGUAAGGAAGUGUUUUAAUCAGCAUUGUAAGGAAGUGUUUUAAUCAGCAUUGUAAGGAAGUGUUUUAAUCAGCAUUGUAAGGAAGUGUUUUAAUCAGCAUUGUAAGGAAGUGUUUUAAUCAGCAUUGUAAGGAAGUGUUUUAAUCAGCAUUGUAAGGAAUUGUUUUAAUCAGCAUUGUAAGGAAGUGUUUUAAUCAGCAUUGUGAGGAAGUGUUUUAAUCAGCAUUUUAAGGAAGUGUUUUAAUCAGCAUUGUAAGGAAGUUUUUUCUAAUUCUUCCAGAAAAUUGAUACUUUGGACAGCGAAAUAAAAGAGGAAGUGGACUACAUCCACGACAAGUUUCAUGAUAUCAUAACAUUUAAGGUAAUUAACUUUGUAACUUUAAAAGGCUCAGAAGAUUUAGUAAUAAUCUGUUAAAUAUUCAUUACUCCUUUUAUACGAAGAAAUUUAUAACGCAGUGAAUAACUUUACUAACAAUAAAAUUGCAAGGUAUAAUCAAAAGUAAUGUUAAAAUAUUUUUAAAAAAUAAAUAAAUUUCAAGAAAUAUCUUAGCAAAACAAGUUCUUAUUUUAUUAGGAAAAAAUGUUAAAACAAGGAGUCAUUAUAAAGAACAUUAAAUAUGACAGUUAAACUUUAGUCUAUUUGGUGUGAUGUUAAAUACCAGCAACAAAUUUUGAUGCUCUAAUUGAAUUUUUGAUCGCAAUACCACUAAGCACCUAGACUCUCGACCACUUAAUUUACAAACAAUAAUUGAGAAAUAAAGCUCACAGUUAUGUUGAUUUUAAGAUUUUGAUUGAAAAAAAUAUAUCCAUUUUCAAAAUAAUUUUCAUUAGUAAUUUAUUUUUCAGGGUCGACCCUACACGGACAAGAUGAAGUGGGAUCGAACUGAAAUGUUGUAUUGGUUAUCAGAGGAACGGAAACAAAAUGGGUUAAAAUAUGAGCUCUAUACAAAGGGAAUUAAUCUACCUUUGAAAUCAGUACAGUUAAAACCAAUUGUUUUGGGGCAAACUUAGCUAGUAAAAACAAAAAGAGCCCUUUCUUAAGAUUUUACAUUUAAAAAUAAUCUAGCUCACAUGAUAAAAAUAAAAUAUGUGUUAAUCUAUAAGCUCAAUAAAUAAUCCUAUUAGAUGGGAUAUAUGGUUAUUUCAUGGGAUCGAUAAAUUAAUUUCAUGAAAAAUUGCUGACAGGAAAAUUUGAAAGUGUUACAGUUUAUAAAAUUCUGUCCUCCAACUGGAACAGACAAUUUAAUGAACUUAGACAUUUCUGACAUUUUAAUAUUUAAAAUAUAAAAAGUAAUGAUGAAGGAAAAGUGGAAAAUUCAAAACUUCAUUGUGAUUUAAUAUUUUUAAGCUAAAACGUAAGUUAGAAAGAUCACGUGAUCAUUAACAUGAAAUAAUUUUCUUCUUAACUUAAAUGUAAAUGGAAAACAAAAUAACAAAAUCCCUAAUUUAAAGUUAAAUACAGUCAAUGUACAUAAAAUUAAUAGAGAACAUGCAAAUAUGUAAUGGUCAAGAGAACAUGCAAAAAUGUAAUGGUCAAGAGAACAUGCAAAUAUGUAAUGGUCAAGAGAACAUGCAAAUAUGUAAUGGUCAAAAGAACAUGCAAAUAUGUAAUGGUCACUUACUUUGAUCGAUUGAAUUUUAAUUUUAAACAAAUUUUAAAAAGCUCUGAUCCAUUUGUGAUGUACCUUGUCUGACCCAAUUAUGAUGUACUUAAAUUUGAAUAUUAAUAUAACAAAACAAAUUGUUAUUGUGUUUUUUUCUUCAAAAGUUGCUGGAAUAAAUUUUAUGCAUGCCAUUUCAUGAUCAUUUAUGUAU
Messenger RNA from Lymnaea stagnalis (great pond snail), 27261 nucleotides. The record is from the annotation of a GenBank genome assembly. NCBI's taxonomy places the organism in Eukaryota, Metazoa, Mollusca, Gastropoda, Lymnaeidae.